AUGAGCUCCCCCGGUUCGCGCUCGCCCUCGCCUGCCCUCGAGCCGUACGGCGAGAGCGACGACUUGGGCGAGGACCUCGCCUGGGCCGACAACCUGCCCGUGUUCGCCGACGCCAACCCCGACCUCGCCCCUCCCGACAAAGAGCCCGACUCUUGGCUCGCCUUCCGCGCCGAGCACGCCCGCAGCUUCUCCGACGAGACGCUCGGCCGGCGCAUCGCUCAGCGACGAGCCCUCAACGUCAAGCUCCAGACCGAGCGGUGCCAGGACCCCCAGUUCCUGCAGCUCGCCGAGGACGAGUACCAGCGCAUCAAGCUCGUCUUCGAGGAGGAGCUCGAGGCGGCCGAUCGAGCACUCGGUCCAGACUUCCACACGCACCACAAGACGCACUGGGACGCCUCGGUCCUCACGCACCCUCUUCUCGUUCGCGGCUUCUACCCGCCUGACCGCACCGAUGCCGCCCUCGGAUUCGACGACACCUCGAUCCCGACCCUCCGCAUGCUCGAGAAGCUCGGCAUACUCGAGGCGCGCAAGCGUGGCCAGGUUGCGCUCCUCGACCUGCACGACGACGACAAGCACAGCGCGUCCACGAAGCACCACACGUUCCCGAUCGCGCGCAACGGCCGCGUCAGCUGGGGCAGCUGCGGCUGCUCGGCCCGGCACCAUGCCGCUUUUGUCCGUCGCGACAACGCGAUCGAGAGCUUCCGGACCAAGUUCGUCCUCGGCGAGACGCUCAACUUUGGCUACGGCAUCGUCAAGCCCUGGCACGACGCCUUCCUCGCCGCCGACAACGGCCUCAAGGUCACUAUCCCGCGCGACUUCCACUCCAUCCCCAAGUACGAGGAGCUCGCGCCGCCCUGGAUGGCCGACGUCACGCUCCACUGGGCUCAGCCCUUGUCCUCCUCGCCUGCGCCAACGCCCAACGACCUCGAGCGGCGCCUCGUCGACCACGUCCCGUCCUUCACGUACCUGUCGCAGUCGACGUCGCACGUCUCGCUGGGCAUGUACGCCCCCAAGGACCAAGCACUUUCGCGACUCGCUCGCAUCCACGCGACCGAUCGCGCCAUCAACGAGGUCGCGUUCCUCGCAGGCGUCGAGGUCGAGAAGGACAACCUGUGGGUCCUGUCGCGCCUGUACAUCGCCAAGUCGCGCGCCGCGGACACCGGCUUCUUCAUCCCGAUGCCUGUUGCCUGGGCGUACGUCCAGCUCACCAAGAAUCGCGACGCCCGAACCUGGACGUCGGACGAAGCUCAGCCUCGUCUCGGCGCGUCGUUCACCGACACGCUCAACCAGUACGCCGCGUCGUGGUCUGCGUCGGGCCGCCACUCUAUCGGCAAGUCGGUCGGCGUCGUCGGGUUCCUCGAGUCGGCCAUCGCCGGGUGGAAGCUCAGCCUGAUCGCCAGCGUCAAACGCACCCCGUUCCCGCUCCUCCAGGACAAGCCGAGCCGCAUCAUCGGCCUUCUCGCCCCGGCCACCACCGCCGACGGCCGUACGGCGGCCGUCACCCACCUCCUGUACAACGCGGUCGGCCUCGACGAGCCGUGUUACCCUGCGCUCUCGGACGACCCCGACCGCAUCGUCGGCCUCGUCGCGCCUGCGACGACGGGCGACGGCCGUACGCCCGCCCUCAACCAGUCGAUCCACGGCAUAGCCAUCCGCAACCGCGUCGGCUGGCCCUCGCUCCCGGCCGAGCUCUGUCGGCGCGUCGGUCUCGUCGCGCCGGCGACGACGGGCGACGGUCGCUCGGCCGCCUUCGUCCACCUCGACCGCGUCACGGCCGACAACGCCAUCCGCGCCUACCCGUGCCUGUCGGAACGUCCUGGCGGCAUCGUCGGUCUCAUGGCCCCGGCGACCUCGGGCGACGGUCGCUCGCCCGUCCUCGACACGAUGGCGCACUCGAAGGAGGUCGAGCGUCGCCGCGUGUACCCGUUCGCGCCCAAGAACCAGAUCCUCCUUGCGCCGGCGUGCACGGGCGAUGGCCGUAGCGCUUUUGCCUCGGCCGGGCAGCGCAACCAGUUCGGCGCCCGCAACCGCGACGGCGUCCUCACCGAGCAGCGCCUUCUCGACGACGACGAUGACCUGGAGGACGUCGGCGUUGUCGAGGUCAUCCGCUACUUCCGGGAGAAGAACUGGAGCAAGCGCAAUGGCCCCCUCGCCGAGUCCAAGAUCACCCUCGUGCGUCGCCCUGUUCCCCUACUCUUGCUGUGA
Molecule: messenger RNA, 2205 nt
Organism: Rhodotorula graminis WP1
Lineage: Eukaryota; Fungi; Basidiomycota; Microbotryomycetes; Sporidiobolales; Sporidiobolaceae
Exons: 4
Coding region: 1-2205 (734 amino acids)
Source: RefSeq, a predicted model, not a curated record